ACUUAGAAUUUAUGAAAUGAAUCGUUUUGCUUAUGUGGAGGCUCGUCUGAGUUCCAACGAAACGUUCGUCAGCCGCGACAGUAGAGUGAAAAUCUUCGAUGGGGACCAGAAAACAGACUUUGAGGAGGGCGAGGUGGUGCUGACAACACACAGACUGUUUUGGGGCCGUCCUGGAGAAAUUGCCAGAGCCGCCGUAACCCUCUGUCUGCCACUAAGCUAUGUGAUAUCGCUCGGGGAGGAAACGACAGCCUCGAAUUUCUUUGGCCGCAAGACCCGCAUAAUAUUGCACUUGCGUCCGCCUGGCCCUGACAAGAUGCCUGGCCCCCUGGACACCAGUCGUGCAACGCACAUCAAACUGUCUGGAAAGAAUGGCCUAAGCAUGGAGUUCCACAGCGCACUUCGGGAGACUCUUAAUGCCCGCAUCUGGGAGAUCUCCCUCACCAGCGAGACCAUCAUCAAGGGAGUGGACAGAAGUCCGACGUCUGACCCGGUAAACGAUAGAUUGGCUCGUAUUCAGAAGCGUACAGGCAUCGGAGGCAUUGAGCGGCACCUGGAGGCGAAAGCUAAGGCCACAGAUGAGAACAUCGCACUAGCCUUCCAGGACCUCAGUGUUCUCAUGACCAUGGCCAAGGAUAUGGUGGGCCUGUCCAAGACAAUCAGCGGCAGAAUACGCGAGCAAAAAGGCGAAAUAUCCGACGAUGAGACGGUGCGUUUCAAAUCCUACCUCAUGAGCCUGGGAAUUGAUGAUCCUGUGACGCGAGACAACUUUACCAGCAAUUCGGCGUAUUUUUCCAGCUUAGCACAACAAAUUUGCCAGAUGCUGAUCGAUCCUAUUGAGGAGCAUGGAGGUAUGAUGUCCCUAGCAGAUGUCUAUUGCCGCGUGAACAGGGCUCGCGGCCUGGAACUGCUCUCGCCUGAGGACUUGCUGCAUGCCUGUGAACAGCUGAGGGGUCCAAUCCGAUUGAGGAGCUUCCCCAGCGGCGCCAGGGUGCUGCAGCUGGAGUCGCACGACGAUGACUUGAUUGCCAUUGACACCCUGGAGAAGGUGCAGGCAGCUGAAUCUCUGGCCGUAGAGGAGCUGGCCAAGCAGCUGGGCAUCUCUCUGCUGUUGGCCAAGGAGCGACUGCUGGUCACCGAGCGCCUGGGCAAGGUGUGUCGUGACGAGUCUAUCGAAGGGCUCCGCUUCUAUCCAAAUCUGCUGCUGCAACGAGACUAAACGAUCUGUGAAUCUGUGCUUGUUACUAGAUAUUCUAAAUAAAUAAUUCUUAUACAAUAGUAA
Messenger RNA from Drosophila persimilis, 1279 nucleotides. RefSeq names its product vacuolar protein-sorting-associated protein 36 (gene Vps36). Bases 17 to 1216 code for a protein of 399 amino acids. The transcript is spliced from 3 exons. Gene Ontology annotation, biological process: protein transport to vacuole involved in ubiquitin-dependent protein catabolic process via the multivesicular body sorting pathway. The record is from RefSeq and is a predicted model, not a curated record. Gene Ontology annotation, molecular function: phosphatidylinositol-3-phosphate binding; ubiquitin binding. NCBI's taxonomy places the organism in Eukaryota, Metazoa, Arthropoda, Insecta, Diptera, Drosophilidae. Gene Ontology annotation, cellular component: late endosome membrane; ESCRT II complex.